Messenger RNA from Leishmania braziliensis MHOM/BR/75/M2904, 1320 nucleotides. Its product is annotated as clathrin coat assembly protein-like protein. Lineage: Eukaryota; Euglenozoa; Kinetoplastea; Trypanosomatida; Trypanosomatidae. Gene Ontology annotation, cellular component: cytoplasmic vesicle; clathrin adaptor complex. The coding region runs from base 1 to 1320 and encodes 439 amino acids. Gene Ontology annotation, biological process: endocytosis; intracellular protein transport. The record is from RefSeq and is a predicted model, not a curated record. The transcript has a single exon.
AUGUUAUCCGUUUUGAUGUUCUUGAACUCCCGCGGAGACGUGGUGCUCUCGCGGACGUUUCGGGCGGGAAACACAGUGCGGUCGCUCGCUGAAACCUUCUGCACUGAGAUCAUCUCUACAAAGCAGGUUGACCGCUGUCCUAUCAACAUUGUGAAACGCGUGUGCUUCAUUCACUUGAAGCUGACUGAGUUGUACGUUGUGAUGGUGUCCGACUCUAAUGCCAACUGCCUAAUGUGUCUCCAGUACGCUGUACGACUGCUGCAGUACAUUCAAAAGUACUACGAGGACUUGAACGAAAAGCAAAUCAAGGAGAACUUUGUUGCUUUGCAGAGUAUCAUCGAUGAAUCGAUGGACUUCGGGUACCCCAUCCUGACGGACGCAGAGGCCAUACGGAAAUUUGUCACGACAGACGGUGUGGACGCUGCCGUUCUGAAGAACACCCGCGAGUCGGAGCGCAUUGCCGAUAGGAUGACUGGCGAGACGCCGUGGCGGGUGGAGGGCCUUGUGUUCCGCGUGAACGAGGUGUUCAUUGACGUGUUUGAAGAGGUGAAUCUGCUACUCUCCCAAACAGGAGAGGCGCUGCAGAGCAGCGUGUCGGGGCGCGUGGUCAUGAACAAUUUCCUUUCCGGGAUGCCGGAGUGCCAACUGCACUGGAACGCGAAAGUGAUGAACCGCAGUCCCGACGAGACGACCGAGAACCAAGCUGCCGAUGGGACGGGGAAGCUGGUCCCCUUGUCAAACAUCUCCCUUCACAACUGCGUCCGCCUCAAAGCCUCAGGUAACGAGGAACGGCAACUCACCUUUGUGCCGCCGGAUGGAAAGUUCACCCUCAUGACGUACCGCUCCAGCGUGAGUGUGCAGCCACCGAUGAAGGUGCUGUCGGCCAAGGCACGAGAAAUCUCAAAGACGCGCACCGAGGUCGAGUUCACACUUCACUCAGACGCCCCAGGAGGCAGGGUCAUCAGGGACGUCCAGGUGAGUGUCGCCUGCCCGGACAAUACGGCUAUUGCUGAAGCGAAGGUAGGGCAGGGUAAAGCCGAUUACGACGCCGUAAGUCACGCCAUUGUUUGGAAGCUGCCGCAGGUGAAGAGUGGGGAGAAAAUAGCUUUCUUUGCAGAAAUUCAGCAGAUCUCCCCGACGGAGAAAACGGAGACGCUGUGGACGAAGCCGCCCAUCCGCAUCGCAUUUCAGUGUAUGUCUCUGUCGCUCACAGGCUUGCGCAUCAAUGAGCUGGUCGUCAGGGAGCCAACGAUGAUGUACACACCAAACAAGUGGAUUCGCUACACCGUCAUGGCGGGUGACUAUCAGUGCCGUAUGUAG